AUGAAGCAAGCAACAUUUUCCCUUCCAGAUGAUGCAUCCGAGUAUCUUGCUAACUAUAUCAUAAAUAAAAUCAAGGAUUUUAGUCCCACCCCCUCUAAACCUUUUGUUUUAGGAUUACCAACAGGUUCCUCUCCUGAAGGGAUCUACUCCAGACUAAUCAAAGCUUACAAAAAUGGUAGAAUAUCCUUCAAAAACGUCGUUACGUUCAAUAUGGAUGAAUAUCUUGGGUUGACCCCACAAAAUCCUCAAUCUUAUCAUUAUUUCAUGUACGAUAAAUUUUUCAAUCACAUCGAUAUCCCCAAGGAAAAUAUUAACAUACUUAACGGUUUGACCGAGGAUGUCAAGAAAGAAUGCGCUGAUUAUGAAGCUAAGAUUAAACUGUACGGCAAGAUCCACUUGUUCUUGGGUGGAUUGGGACCAGAGGGUCACUUGGCUUUCAACGAAGCAGGUUCAACAAGAUCCUCGAAGACUAGAGAAGUUGAAUUAGUGGAGUCCACUAUUAAGGCAAAUUCUAGAUUCUUUGAUAAUGAUUUAUCCAAAGUUCCAAAGUCUGCACUUUCUGUUGGUAUUUCAACAAUUUUGGACAACUCUGAAGAAAUUGCAAUCAUUGUAUUGGGAUCUGCAAAGAAAUUUGCUUUAGAAAAGACUCUCUAUGGAAAGAAGAACGACCCCAGAUUCCCAUCUUCGUACUUGCAAGAUCACUCAAACGUUUUGAUUGUAUGCGACAAUGCUGCAGCUGGUCUUCAAUCUAAAUUGUAG
Messenger RNA from Dujonia railenensis, 759 nucleotides. The record is from the annotation of a GenBank genome assembly. NCBI's taxonomy places the organism in Eukaryota, Fungi, Ascomycota, Pichiomycetes, Serinales, Debaryomycetaceae.